AUGGGAGCCGACGGAGGCACGAUCCCGAAGCGCUGUGAAUUGGUUCCCAAGAAGAAGAAGACCGAGAAAAUCGAGAAGGCCGUCAAGAACGCGGUGCGAUGGAAGAAUUGCCAGGUGUCGCAGCAGCCGCUCAAGAAGCCGAUCAUCGCCUGCAGAUUCGGCCGCCUCUACAACAAGGACGCCGUCAUCGAGGCCAUCCUGAACAAGACGAUCGCCAAGGUCGAGAACACCGCGCACAUCAAGGGCACCAAGGACUUCAAGGAGUUGCGCCUCACCGACAACAAGGAUUUCAACACGGAAGGGGUGAAAGGAGACGGGUACCAAGACCUGAACGUGACCCCCUACAUUUGCCCCAUCACCACGGCGCCGAUGAACGGCAACCAGAACUUUGUCGUCAACUGGAAGUGCGGAUGCGUCUUUUCCGAGAAGGCCUUGAAUGAGAUCAAAACCGACGCUUGCCACGGCUGCAAUGGCCCGAUCAGCGCCGAUGAUAUGGUGGUGCUCUACCCGGACGAUGAGCUGCUCGAGAAGUACAAGGAGCGCCUCGUCGCCGAGCGGAAAGCGGCCAAGGAGAAGAAGGCGGCGAUCAAGGCCGAGCCGAAGGAGGCAUCGCCCGACGACCUCAAGAACCCCAGUGCCGCCGGAGCCGCUAAUCAAAUCAAAAAGCCCGCCGCGCCGAAGCGCAAAAUGGAAAUCGCGCCGCUGAAGGGCGCCUCGGCGGCCAAGAAGGCCGUCUCCAUCCAGGACGACCCGAACACUUCGGCCGCCUACAAGAACCUGUUCACCAGCUGCGAGGCGGCGCGGAACAAGCCCGAGCAGCACUGGGUCACGCAUAACCCGCUAUUCUAU
Mesorhabditis spiculigera is the source of this 849-nucleotide messenger RNA. The record is from the annotation of a GenBank genome assembly. NCBI's taxonomy places the organism in Eukaryota, Metazoa, Nematoda, Chromadorea, Rhabditida, Rhabditidae.